Dunckerocampus dactyliophorus (ringed pipefish) is the source of this 1739-nucleotide messenger RNA. Its product is annotated as oocyte zinc finger protein XlCOF20-like. Gene Ontology annotation, biological process: regulation of transcription by RNA polymerase II. The coding region runs from base 309 to 1559 and encodes 416 amino acids. Gene Ontology annotation, molecular function: DNA-binding transcription factor activity, RNA polymerase II-specific; RNA polymerase II cis-regulatory region sequence-specific DNA binding. The record is from RefSeq and is a predicted model, not a curated record. NCBI's taxonomy places the organism in Eukaryota, Metazoa, Chordata, Actinopteri, Syngnathiformes, Syngnathidae. The transcript has 2 exons.
GGAAAAAGGGGAGCUUCUCUGCGCAUGUCACAAGAUAGUAGCUGCUAUUAAAACAUCGCAGAAGAGCGAAAGCAGGACGCUAAUAAGUCACUGUUACUCUUUGCUUUCUAUCGUGUACAUAUUUAUGUAAUAUAAAUGACAUCGUUAAUUGUUCGUGUCAGGAGGAUAAACUGAGGGUAAACUCCUCAGUGCGCGAGAAGUUUCUCGGGCUAGCUUAGCAAGCUAGCUGCUAACAAAGAGGCGGGAGUUGUCAAAGCUUCGCUCAACAUAGAUCAAGUGUGGCUGAAAAGCGCUGUGAUUGUGUGGAAAUGUGUGACGUACAAAUGCUGAGAGCGGUGGUGAAUCAGCGUUUAACUGCGGCUGUUGACGAAAUAUUUGUAUCAUUCGAAAGAACGAUAGCGUGGUACGAGGAGGAACUUUCUCGAACAAAAGCGGAGAACGAGCGACAACGUCAACAACUUUACGCUGUUGACAAGAAGCAUCAAGCUGUGUCACACAGAGCAGACGUCAGUGAAGAACAUCUUCAGCACAAGGAGCCUCAGCCUCUCCACAUCAAAAAGGAGGAAGAGGAGGAUCACAUAAUCAGUCUGGAAGGAGAGCAUCUUGAAGGACUGGCGGAGGUUCCUGUGAUUGGUGUCCCUGUGAAGAGGGAAGAUGACGACAAAGGUCAAAGUGAGGAGAAGAGAGAGGCGGAGCCUCCAAGCAGCAGCUCAACUCAACACAUGACAAUAGACGCAGACUGUGGAGGAUCACAAGCAGACAACCUCUUAGCUCCACUAUCAGAUAGUGACGACACAACGUCACACACACAAAUGAAUGAUAAAGGCUCUAAAGCGGGUAAGACAUAUCUCACUCACAUCAGACGCUUCAAAUGUUCUGACUGUGACAAAGCUUUUUAUGACCGUUAUGGUCUGAAAAGACACAUGAGAACGCACACAGGUGAAAAACCAUUCGUGUGCUCCAUUUGUGGUAAAGGAGUCUGUUCAAAGGCGAAUUUGAAAGCACACACAAGAAUACACACAGGAGAGAAACAUUUUUCCUGUUCGGUGUGUGGUAAAGGUUUUAUACAUAAUCAAGCUUUGAAAGCACACGUAAGAACGCACAGUGGCGAGAAACCCUUUUCCUGUUCGGUCUGUGGUAAAGAAUUUGGAGAAAGUCAAGCUUUGAAAAUACACACGAGAACGCACACGGACGACAAACCAUUCAUGUGCUCAUUUUGCGGUAAAAGAUUUUGUCAAAAGGUCAAUUUGACAGUUCACACAAGGACUCACACCGGAGAGAAACCUUUUUCCUGUUCAGUGUGCGGUAAAUGUUUUGUACGAAAACAACAGUUGACGUUACACACAAGAGUACACACUGGCGAGAAACCUUUCACAUGCCCAGUGUGCUGUAUGGGUUUUGCGCAAAAACAAUAUUUGAAAAUACACAAAAGUAUCCACACGAGAGAGAAAGUGUUGAAAUGCGGUGUGUGUGAGGAAAGAUUCUCUUACAAGUACCAGCUUAACACCCACAAGUGUGCUGGUAGAACAGCAGCAGCAAAUGAAGCUGCUGGACUUUAAAUAAACUGUCAAGACUUUGAUAAUACCAGUCCAGGGUGUAACCCACCUCUCGCCCAAAGUCAGCUGGGAUAGGCCCCAGCAUACCCGCAACCCUAAUGAGGAUAAGCGGCAUAGAAGAUGGAUGGAUUUUGACUUCCUAUGUUGCGUGUGUAACAUUCUUUUUUAAUAAAUGUCUAACAU